GGCGCGGUGGCCCGGCUGGGCUGCUGCAUGUAGCGGCGUCCUCUUUUUCUGUCUGCCUCCAUGUUGAGUGGAUCUCGGGGCUGCGGGAGCGAAGAGGUGGUUCUGGAGUGGGCAUGGUGGCUGGAGACCUGGCGGCGGCAUCCUAGUGUGCCUUGGAUAUUCUGGAGGAGUUGCUUUUCUAUCCCAGCUAGUCGGCUCCUGAAAGUCUGUUCAAAAAUGGCUUGGGCUCUGAAGCUGCCCUUGGCGGACGAAGUCAUCGAGUCAGGCCUAGUUCAGGAUUUUGAUGCCAGCCUUUCUGGCAUUGGCCAAGAGCUAGGCGCUGGUGCGUACAGCAUGAGUGAUGUCCUUGCCUUGCCCAUCUUUAAGCAAGAAGAAUCCAGCUUGCCUCCUGACAAUGAGAACAAAAUUCUGCCCUUUCAGUAUGUAUUGUGUGCUGCCACUUCCCCUGCUGUGAAACUUCAUGAUGAAACUCUCACCUAUCUUAAUCAAGGUCAGUCUUAUGAAAUCAGAAUGCUGGACAACAGGAAAAUGGGGGAAUUGCCUGAACUAAAUGGGAAGCUUGUAAAGAGUAUAUUUAGAGUGGUGUUCCAUGACCGGCGGCUGCAGUACACAGAGCAUCAACAGUUGGAGGGCUGGAGAUGGAACAGGCCAGGGGACAGAAUACUGGAUAUUGAUAUUCCAAUGUCUGUGGGUAUAAUAGAUCCCAGAGCAAAUCCAACACAGUUGAAUACAGUAGAGUUUCUUUGGGAUCCUUCAAAGAGGACUUCUGUAUUUAUUCAGGUGCAUUGCAUCAGUACAGAGUUCACUAUGAGGAAGCAUGGUGGAGAGAAAGGUGUGCCAUUCAGAGUCCAGAUUGACACCUUCAAGGAAAAUGAAAAUGGGGAAUACACAGAGCAUUUGCAUUCUGCCAGUUGCCAGAUCAAAGUCUUCAAGCCCAAAGGAGCAGAUAGAAAACAAAAGACCGACAGAGAGAAAAUGGAAAAGCGAACUCCUCACGAGAAGGAAAAAUAUCAACCUUCAUAUGAGACAACAAUACUUACCGAGUGCUCUCCAUGGCCUGAGAUCACAUAUGUCAACAAUGUGCCAUCACCUGGCUUUAGCAGUUCUCACAGCAGUUUCUCUAUCAGUGAAGGGAACGGGUCUCCAAACCACCAACCUGAACCUCCAGCUCCAAUUACAGAUAACCUCUUACCAACAUCCACACCUCAGGAAGCUCAGCAGUGGCUGCACCGGAAUCGCUUCUCAACUUUCUCACGGCUUUUCACAAACUUCUCAGGGGCAGACUUACUGAAAUUAACCAGAGAAGAUGUCAUACAAAUAUGUGGUCCUGCAGAUGGCAUCAGACUCUUCAAUGCAUUGAAAGGACGGAUGGUACGGCCAAGGUUGACCAUCUAUGUUUGUCAAGAGUCACAGCAGUUGAGAGAUCAGCAGAAGCAUGAAGAUGGGGAUGCAGCCAAUGGAACUUUUUUCGUUUACCAUGCAAUCUACUUAGAAGAAUUGACUGCUGUAGAGCUGACAGAAAAAAUAGCCCAACUCUUCAGCAUUUCCUCUCAACAAAUCAGCCAGAUCUACAAACAAGGGCCUACAGGGAUUCAUGUACUCAUCAGUGAUGAGAUGAUACAGAACUUUCAAGAUGAAUCAUGUUUUGUCUUGGACACAAUGAAAGCUGAAACCAAUGACAGUUACCACAUCAUCUUAAAAUAGAUGGGGACUUGACCUUCUUGCAUCUGCUCCGCAUAUACAGCUUCAUUGCCAGUUUUGGCAACUGGACACCAGCAGAGACCCAUCUUGCUACCACAACAUGUUGUCUCCUGUUAGGUGAACAAUGUGUAAUGUACAACUACUGGCUUGUAGUAGAUACCAGUCAUAAGCACAGAGCUGCUUAUUUGUAGUUCAGUGAUAUUAUUACACUUGUUUGCUCAUUAAAACUGCCAGACUGUCCAGUGAUGGAACUUUGCAAUUAUGUGUAAUAGAAAGAGGGUUGUGUGAAGCUCUCUGCAGACUACAACCCUAGUACUUUAACAGACUAAACCUUGUUGUUGUGAUGGAUAUCUGGGCACCCUAGGAAUUGUGCAUCCAUUCUGGGGAAACACUUGAAGGUCUUUAUCUCUCAGUUGAUAAUGACAAGUCUAUUUUUAGCAAAUUCUGGAUUGAAAAUUUGUUCUUGUUCUGACUUUUUCAGAACUUGUUUGAGAUAAAGAUCUGUGUACAUAAAGGUGCUCAUAUACAUACAUAUGUGAAUGAUUUUUCUUACUAGUACCAGUUAGGAGAAAGUCAUGAGUUUAUGAAAACUACCUACAUGGGGCUUCACUUGACACUCCUGUUAAAGAGGAUUCGGAGGCAAAAAAAGAAAUGAGGAACUAAAUAUCCAGGGCUGUCUGCUGUUUACUUAAAGAACCCAGCUCCCAAGGAAGAGAGAAAAGACCAUGUUAAAAAUCAGCAACAAAGUAUUGGAAUGACUUAUUUGGGAUUAUGUUGAACUGAUGUAGAAUUUGGAAUGAAAUCCUACAGGAAUUCACUGUCCAAGAAUAGGCUCAUACAGCAAGAAUUUUAUAAUGCUUAUUGAAAAGCUUGUGAUCACUCCAUGGUGACAAAGUGCCUGCGUGUUUGUUUCCAGGGCAGCAACCAGUCUCUUAUAAAAAGGUCUGCACAUUUUGAAAUGGAUGCCAAAAUGGAUGCAUUCUCUGUGUCUUGGAGGGAAAGAUGGGGGAACUAUUUUAGCUACAGGAAAUAAUGUCCUCAAAUUACAAGUGGACAAGUCUGAAGAACAAAGCCAGACUCUCCGUAACCUUUCCAGUCCCCCUAGCAAAAUGACAAAUCUCUGCAAGCUGCAAUCUCACAUUGCAGUAAGAGUGUAAUGUGCUCUUCCAUAAACUAGGUUGUCUUCCUAGUCAGUAGACAUAGGCCAGGAAGCUUAUACAGGCUGAAUUUAACCUAAGGCUGAGAGAUUGAGAAAAGGGCUUUCAUUUUAUUAAAUGGAAACCUAGUUAUGUGUUUCCUGGUAGUAUCAGAUUAUUUGAGAUGUUUUUCAUUUUAAAUGAGUUAUGUGAAAAUUAUUUAAAUAAACUGGAUACUGGGUUAAGAAAAGAAAUAAAUUCUAAAGAGAGACCUGUAGCUUUACCGUUUUUAAGUAGAAUCUAAAAAUGUUAAUUCCCAGCAUUAUACUUGAUCCAUUAAUAAAAAUCAGUUUUAUUUCAGAUUGCCUUUGGAGCUCUGAUUUAUAUUAUGGCAUACUCCCUGCUCUACCUCCCAGGAUGGUUGCCAACCUAAAUUAGGAUGUUGUUUGCUUUAAGAAAAGCUACAAUUCUGCAUCAGACACUCAUGUGGUCCAUCAGGAUGCUUGAGCAGACUGGACAUAGUGAUAAAACUAAAUUAAUGGCGGCCUAAUUCCAAUUAAUGGAUUGUGUGCAUAGACAUAGCAGAAGCAGAGUUUGUUGACAGUUGAUUGAUAGAGUCCCCAAAUUAGUCUUGAAGCAGUAAUCCCAGACGUGCCUUGCACUAUGACAGGGCUUAUAGUGCUCCUAGUUUUAUGGUAUGUGUCCAGAAGACAGCAACCUGGCUUUGUGAUUUCAGUUCAGUAAAAUGUAGCUUAUUAGAACAUGAGCAAGCCUGGUCACUUGUUUAUUGUCCCUCCUUUUCCCUGGUGUGUAUCCAACUUCAGAGGAAAUUGCUUUGCAUCUUAAGCCACAGUUCCCCAGUUCAGAGGUCAUAGGAAACUAUGUCUCAACUCUUUUUAUAUCAAGCUAUAAAACUAGGAUUAAAUUGACAUACUUUUUGAACUGACCAUCAUUGUCCUUCAUACGCAGUCUGUCAAGCAUUAUAUAAUAGUGCAUAAGUGACAGCUUCAUUUUUGCUUCCUUUCUUAAACCUGUGCUAAAUCACUUGGGGAAUGAUUAUAUUUUUUUUGUCCUACAAGCAUGUAUGAGGGUGGUUUGCCAUUUUUCCUGGAACUGUAAUGAUUUGUCAUGUGUUUUUGUUUUUGCUAAACCAUUGAAUGAAACGAUGAGCUAUAAAACAUGGCUGUGGAAUUUUUUUUUAAUUCUCUUGUGGAACCUUGUAUUGAAAUUGUGGGUAACUGCAGACCAGUAAAAAAAGAAGCUGCCACAGUAGAUUGAAAUUGUAUCUAGGUGCCCCAUUGGGGAAACUAGUGAGAUUCUAUAUGAGAAUGGGAGAGCCUGUGUGGUGUGAAGGUGCUGAGCAACCAUGCAUUUUAGUCUUCCUUAGGCAUGGAGGUGGGAUACGUGGCCAUUCAUUCUCUCUCAGUCUUGGACUGGAAAGUCAAAAAACAACUGCUCUCAACCAGCCACUGGACCAGCAUGGAAGACUACGCUCCAUAACCUUCAGUGAACAACCUUCAUGCUUUCAUCCUGCAGUGGACUGAUUCAUGCUAAAUACACACACAGACACACACAGGGAGUGGUUUAGGACAAAAAGUUAUAUUUUAAUCCUUUAAUCAUGAUGACAAGUAUCAUGAGACAAAUGUGUCAUUCUUGUUUUAAGCUUUGCUUUAUUAUACUUUUAUUUUCUGGUAUGCAAGAUCAUAUACACUUCUAAUGUGCUUCCAUGGUCAUAUGAUUAUAUUAUACCCACAUUCAAGUGGUACUGUUCAGUAUGUGAGGAAUGAAUAGAGGCAGUCAUUCCCAGAACCCUUAAACACCAAACACUUUUCUUUAAAAAAAACUGAGUAAGAGAAGAGGAGCUCCAUUUUUCUUUUUGUUGCUAUUUUGCCAUACCCUUAGUAAAUAAAUAACCCAGUUCACUUGCCUAGUAGCAACCCAGCUGUUAGUUAAGGCAGUAGGUACUCUUCCAAAUCACUGCUUUGCUGAUCCAUCAGAAGAUUGUUUGGAACUUGUGUUAACUGAUGUGUGGAACAUUAAUUGUCAUGUUAAAUACAAAGCAGAUGUGAAGUCAAAAAUUUCUUUCUCCAGAAUGGAUUUUUCUCAUGCUUUCAUGGACUUCAAAAUAAAUCAGAGCAACUGGACACUUU
Messenger RNA from Python bivittatus (Burmese python), 4987 nucleotides. It is a transcript of the gene TFCP2, whose product is annotated as transcription factor CP2. Gene Ontology annotation, biological process: positive regulation of transcription by RNA polymerase II. The record is from RefSeq and is a predicted model, not a curated record. Gene Ontology annotation, molecular function: DNA-binding transcription activator activity, RNA polymerase II-specific; RNA polymerase II cis-regulatory region sequence-specific DNA binding. Gene Ontology annotation, cellular component: nucleus. NCBI's taxonomy places the organism in Eukaryota, Metazoa, Chordata, Lepidosauria, Squamata, Pythonidae.